CGCUCGUGCGGUACGGACGCUCUCUCGUUCGAAAAGAAAAACGCGAACGUUUUACGGACUACGCUACACUCGUAAAUGAAAUGAAUAAAGUAUAUUGGCCGCAACAAAUUAGUUUUUCAGGAAAUUUAUAUUUUAAUUAUUGUCGGCGGAAUAGAGGACUUAUUGCACAGUGCGACGGUAUUUUUUUGGGAAAUUUAUAUCGUCGAUUUGGAAGUGGUUAUAGAGAGAUUCACAGGUGGUUUACCAGAAGCCCCAUCACUUCCAGAGAACUUCCAACAACUACCAGCUGAUAUACCUUUGAAAUAAUCAAGUGAUUUUGUGACUAAAACAAACUCCUUAAAUUCUGUGAUUUCUUUUUUAAGUUUAAUAAUUAAGUGAAUUAUAAAAAAUCAUGCACAACUUGAACGUUAACUUGGCCGCUACCGCGGCAACUGCAGUCAACCAUCUUCUGGUGGAAAGCGGAGGUACCACUCCGAGAACGCCGGAAAUUUUAAAUUCCCUCAUCGCCAUGACGAAUCCACUGGACGGGUACCAUUUCGGCGAAGUGGCGCCAAAAAUUCGAAGCUCUGUACCGCCCGCAGCUAGUACCAGUAGCGAUUCGAAUAGUUCCAGCAGUAGUCAGGUGGAAUCUCCUGUAGGACACAACCCACCCUCCGUCCAGCACACCUGUUCGCAGCUAAUCAAAGCAGGACUCAAACUGACCAUCGAACAAAAACGAAAACAAACCCAACCUGUUAUCAGCGACUGCGAGGACCUUUUGGAUUUGGACAAGGCACCGAAACGGUUCAAAAGGAGCGAUUGCAGCGAAAGCGAGGACGAUAAGAUCAAGCAGGAACCGACUGGCUUGACGCCGGAAGACGAAGAACGACGCAGACGUAGACGCGAACGCAACAAAAUCGCGGCGACGAAAUGCCGUCUGAAAAAACGCGAACGAACCGCCAACCUGAUUCACGAAUCCGAAACGCUGGAAACUCAAAACAUCGACCUCAAAAAUCAGCUACAAGAGCUUAGGAACCAGGAGCGGAUGCUGAUGGAUGUUUUAUCAGCUCACAGGCCUCAAUGUCAGCACAGCAUUGGUCCUGCAACGAAAGAAAGCAUUUACAAGCUUCCUCCGGUAUCCUCCGUUAUAGAGCAUCAUUCGUAUAGUAGGCCACCAUCAGUUAAUUCAUUUAGGGAUCAAAACCAAGAGAUUUACUCAAGGCCCAAUAUAACAAUAUCCAGUCAAUUGACCUAUACGAGGCCGACGAUGAGCUACAGCCGACCUCCGAGUAUAAUAGUCGAGGAUAUUGAGGACUACGACAGCCAACAGUUUAUCAAUCUGGAUAGUAUAAAUCCGUACUACGCCAGUUCGCCCUGUCAUAACAAUUACACUUCGGCUCAGGGUUAUGGUAACAGUCAAGGGAUAGAUAACGGGUGUAUGGUCUGAAUUAUUUGUCCUUAUAUUAACAACUAAUCCCAGUGUUUCCUGUAUUGAUUUGUUACAAAAAAGAUUAAUUUUUGAUUGAAGAAUCGCGAAAUUUCAUAACUAAAGGUAAAGGUUACGGCCGUAAUAUUACAUACAAAAAUAAAAAGGUAUUGAAAACAAACGAAACAUAAAAUUUAAUAAAUUUGAGUCAAAUUAAACUCAAUCAAGCACUGUUCUUAGUCUGAGGCUUUGGAAAGAGCAAUCAAACAAAUUCUUUGUCCGCUGACAUGCAGCAGGAUGGUGAUGUUCGAAAAGACCAUUGACCAGAAGUAAUAGAGAAAAACCCGUCAUGGGUGAGAUUCUUUGUUAAGCAAAGUUUUCUGCAUCUUGUCUCAUACCCAGACAGCACAGAGGCGUAUAUCUUGAAGACGUCUCUAAGUUGUCCAUAAACGGCAUUCAAGACGUCUGGAUUAGGAGCCACCAUCUUCAAAUAUGAGGUAUAAAAUCUCUUUUACAGAGCGUAGUUCUGACCGCAUUAUAAUCUGUGACAACCUCAAAUUCAAUUACAAUAAGAUAUAGUCGAAAAUGUUUAAAAGUGCAUCCACCACAGCUAUGGUUUCAAGUUCGUAAGAGUGGUAUCUCUGUUCAUCCUUGGUGGUUUGGCCAGAAAAGUACAUGACAGGUCUCAAUGUGUUAUCAGCUUGCUGUUGCAAAAGUAUGCUAAUAAUACCCCAUUUUGAUGCAUCCGAAUGCACUUCAGUUUUUAAACUUGGAUCAUAUAUAGCUAGUACUGGUCGUGAUGAUAAUUUUUCCUUCAGAGUAUCGAAAGCUUUACUUUGUUCAAUACCCCAAGAAAAUGUAACAUCCUUUUUCGUUAAGGAUGAGUGAUCGUAGCAAAAUCGUGUAUGUACUUUCAAAAGUAGCUAGCUAAACCAACAAACUGUCGAACUUUAUGAACAUGUGUGGGGACUGGAUAGCUUCAGAUUUUCGUUUUCCAGGUUGAACACAGAAUCUGCAUAUCUCGUGACCAAGAUAUUCCACUCUCUCCAUAAAGAACUGACACUUGGAUAAUCUUAAAGUUAGUCCAGUUGUUCUAAUGGAUUCAAACACUGUUUUUAACAUGACUAAACCAGAGUCAAAAUAUUUUUGAGGCAGAAGCACCUCAUCCAUAUAAGCUAUCACAUUACCAUUUCCAUAUCGAUGAUUUCCUAAGACUUUAUUAAUUGUCCUUUGAAAAAUCACGGCAGCAUUACAUAAUCCAAAAGGAACACGCAAAUAUUCGUGAUGGCCAUCAGGCGUAAUAAAUGCAGUCUUGGGAAUUGAAGACUUUUCGAUUGGAAUCUGAUGAUGGGCGCUGGCUAAAUCUAAACUUGUCUAAAAUUGUAAAAGUUUUUAUAAAAAAUCGUUAACGUGAGGUAGUGGAAAUCGAUCCUUGAUGGUCUUGGAAUUCAAAGCCCUAUAGACGACAUACAUACGCGGUUCCCCAUUUUUUUUUUCAACUAACAAUAUGGGGCUUGAAUUUGGCGAUUCACUUUCCUGGAUAAUGCCAUUCUUAAUACACAAACCAUUAUUCACGUUUAGUCCUGGUUGUACUGAAUAGUUGUUUUUAAGAUGUGAAUUUACGAUAUCUUACGUCUUCUAGACGUUCAGACGUGAUGCAGACCUAAAAAAGACGUCUUUAAGACUUUGUGUGCUGUCUGGGCUGUUAUUAAUUCUUUGAGAAAAACCUAUAGACUAAAAUUACGUCUACUUCCUUUACCUUUACCCUCAAUGUUUUUUUUUGGGACCCAAAAAUGUUUGUAUACGAUUUUAAAUUAUUUCAUUUUAUCUAUAAUAUAUCCGCUGAUGGGCACUACAUACGGAUUAUCAAAAGAAAAAAAUUUUUGUGCAAUUCCUUUUUUUUUCCCGGUGUCUCUUCAUUAAUUAAGGUCUAAUUAAGUUACAAUUCGCUACUCGUUAGAUAUUUAUAAUUAGGAUAAUAGAAUUUAGGGAUUUUCUAAUACGAGCUUAAUUUCUUUUGAAAAGUUUUAAUAGUUGAAACGUGGCAGAUAAUAAUUUAUAAUUUUAAAUUUAUUAGUGAUGGCAUUCAGUCAGUACUGUAAAAUGAAUGGGCACUUGCAAAAUUGUUUAAUUAUUCAACUAAAGUCCUAAAUAUUUCCAAAGCAAUGUCCAGUGUGCCCUUAAAUUCACCCUUUCCCCCCUUUGAAAAGCAAUUCAGGCCAGUAAAAUUUAUUUUAACUAUUCCUUGACUGUAACGUUCAAUAAAUUUAAGUUAGUAUGUAGUCCAGUGAAUUAUAGGCGCAGUUAGAUUGAAAAUGUACAAUACAGCACAACUUUCGUGGAAAAUUUUAUUUGGCUAGGUACAUUUUUUCCUCCACUACUGAGAUAGUCAGAACCUAUUUCGUGAAAUUAUCAAAGUUAACAUUCUACUGCGCCUAUUGCUACAUAUACUUGUUAAUUAUUGUUAUUAAAAAGAUCUGAUUUGUUAUUAAUUGAUUUGCAAUUUUUUGCAGAAAAAACUAUAAGAGAGCAUUCCAAAAAAAGUAAAAUUUGUUUUUUAGACUUUAUUCCUUUUAUAAUACUUAUAAACCUAAGCUAUGCCACUUAAUUGUUUUGGCAACUGUUAAUUUUUGUUACUGCCAAAAUAUGUCUCGUUGUUCACUUUUAUUUCCUGUGUUAAUUUAUUAUAUUUUUUCUACUCUAGUAGCUUAUAGCGAUUUGUACCUUUUGCACCAUAUUAGUAUAGUAAGAUAUAUUUUUAUAUGAACGUUUUUGAGGACAAAAUGGGCCUUCACAACACAACAAACUUUUUUGUUUGUUGUUAGGCCAGUUUUGUCCCUUUUGUUAAGGUAAGAAAUAUUUUCUAAUAUUACCUGAUAGUUUUUUUGGGUUGUUAAUUAACAAGUUGCUUGAGCCAAUUAUUUUUUCAUUUAUAUAAUUUGUGCUUUAAGAUUAUUGCUUGCUUACAUAUUAGAACUGUGACAUUUUUCUCUUGAAGGAAAAACGGAACAAGUUUUAUAUAAAAAAAAAUAAAUAAAUAAAAAGACAACUUAAAUUUUUGUGAUAUAACAGAGAUGUUAAUUAAUAUGUAGUUUUAGGUUUUCCUUGUACACAGCUUCUUUUUAUUCACUGUGCCAUCACACACGAGUUAUUUAGGCUUAAAAAUUGUUUUUAUUUUUUAUACAGAGAAGGCGUGUACUAUUCUUUUAACUUUGCUUUAUUUUCUUUUAAUAAAUCCCAAGUUACCUGUCCGCUUCUUUUAAGUUACCCCGCUGUAGAUUAUCAAAUACGGGUCCCGUUGAAGAGUUUUAUAAAAAAAUUAUUACCUACCAUUAGUAGUGCCUUGUGAAAAUAAUAUUAAAUACCUACUACAGAUUUUUAACAUUUAUUUUAUUUAUAUAUUUUGAACAGAUUUAUAUUAGUAAAUAAAAAAGUUUUAAUUUUUAUUAAU
Molecule: messenger RNA, 4856 nt
Organism: Ceutorhynchus assimilis (cabbage seed weevil)
Lineage: Eukaryota; Metazoa; Arthropoda; Insecta; Coleoptera; Curculionidae
Source: the annotation of a GenBank genome assembly